AUGCCGAUCGGCAUCCAGCGGCUCAAUGCGAAGCGCUCGCACCCAAAUGAUCGCAUCAUCUUCAUCAAACCGCUUAAGGGCCCAGGCGAGAAAAUCGCCCAGGACUAUCUGGAGAGAAUUGCGGCGCAAUGCCUACCCAUCAUGAAAGAAAACCACCUAUCGGUGAUGUCAUUGGAAGAGUAUGAGCCGAACCCUGAGUUUGUCGGAAGAAACUUCAAUGCCGGCGAAAUCGUGCAGCUGGUUCUCAAGUCGCGCUCUGGGAGAUGGCUUCCCUUUGAGUAUGUCCAGAUGGUCAUGAUGCACGAAGCAUUUUGGGCCGUCAGGAAUCAGUACGCCGAGCAGAUGAGAGGCUUAUGGCGGCGAGGCUACACCGGCGAGGGCAUCUGGGGUCGUGGCACCUUGCUGCAGACGGGCGAAUUCCAGAACAACGUGGCACUUCCUAGCGAGCCACUGCCGGAGCAUCUCUGUGGCGGAACAUAUCGCUCGCGUGGUCGCAAGAGGAAGGCCAAGCCCAAGCUCUUCUACAAAGAACAGAAGGAACGUCGGAUUCUCAAGAAGUUUGGCGCAAACGGCGUUGCGCUCGGUGCGGAUGAGGAGACGAAGGUCAAGCUGGAGGGCGGCAAGCGCACUCAAGCAAAACCUCGCGUGGCUGGGAGUGCCAGAGGCCGCGAAUUACGAGCAGCGGCAGCAUUGGCGCGCUUCGACCAGCAGAAGAAGGAACCUCAGGAGGACUUCAUAGUCAAAGACGAGGAGGACAGCACGGAGAGCGAGUACGAGGACGACCCGGUGGAUAUCAAGUCCGAGGACGCCGUUGAUAUCGACGGCAGGAAGAUGCUUGACGGCAAGGGUCGCGGGAUGAUAAAGGUCUGCGAGGACGAGAACCCUGACGAUCAGGACGCGCAGACUGAGCUCCUAGAGCUGCGCGCAUCCGUCAAACAGUGGCGACAAACACAUCUCAGUUUCAAACGCGAAGACGAGCCCUCGGCAUCGGCAGCUCAAGCUAAAGCAAACAAGCCAAAGCAAGAGAAGCGAAAUACCACGACGGAUCGAGUCUCAAAGCAAACAUCCCCGCCGAGAGUCAAAAAGGAAGAAGGCGUUGAAGACGAGCCAGUGCCGAUUUCGGAGAUUGAGAGCGCACCACCGCCGGUCAAGAGAGAAGCAGAUGACGAUUCGCGGCCAUUGCCAGCCGGCCGUCCGAGCUCGCCGAUGCGUCCGUUAUCAGUUACCGAUCACACAAGAGCAGCGCCUUCGUAUAUCCGCUGUGGAGUGUGCUCUUUUGAGAACCCGCUCCUCUCGAUAACCUGCGAGAUUUGCUCCCACGUGUUUGACCCGGCAAGCGUGCCGAACUCCUGGCGGUGCGACCGUGAGCUGUGCCAUAGCACUCAACAUGUCAACCCCGGCGACUUCGGGGUCUGCGGAUUAUGCGGCCAAAGAAAGAAGCAAAACUGA
This is a messenger RNA of Colletotrichum chrysophilum, 1449 nucleotides long. RefSeq lists its product as uncharacterized. The transcript has 3 exons. The coding region runs from base 1 to 1449 and encodes 482 amino acids. The record is from RefSeq and is a predicted model, not a curated record. NCBI's taxonomy places the organism in Eukaryota, Fungi, Ascomycota, Sordariomycetes, Glomerellales, Glomerellaceae.